GUUUCCUACUCGUGUUUGUCUGUGGUCGUGCUCGAUGUUGUUUGUGUUUGCCGGGAAAUGAUAGGUCUCUCUGCUCGGCUCCGAACUGCCUUUUAAAACAAGCAUGAACUCGAGGGCUUCAGAUUUAAAAACCCAAUUGACAUAACUGACUUCUGUAGAAAGUUGUGUGACAGAAUGUUCCCUCUUUGCAGAACACUGAGGUAAACACUCAGCUGGUUUGACAUGUGGCUCUGGCUUCCUCCACAGAGAACUAACCGAUGUUGCUCUCCCCCCCUCUUUGAAAUCUGGUUGCUUUCUUGGGGGGGGGGGGGAAUCCUGAAUUCCCGCUCUUCCCGCUUAGCAAAUAAAAAGCAGGCGGGAUCCUCAGCUCCAGCAGUUCCACUCUCCUCCUCCUGCACUCAGCAUCGCUCUGACACCAUGUGGACCCAGGCCAGCGCCUCUCUGCUGCUGCUCGCCUGCUGCCUCUGGCCGGCCGAGGCCCAGAGCGACAGCAGGAGGCAGAACAUCGGGGACGAGCCCCUCAAAUUCAAGACCAAGGCUCAGGACUCUUGCACCAUGACCAUCACCGGUCACGGGGAUUACACCCGGCUGAGGCUGUCGUGCCGGAGCAGCGAGGGCUCCUACUGGUGCGAGUAUGUGGGGAAGCCUUACAACUGCCGCAACUACAACAAAAACCCCCGACACUACUUUGUCCAGAUGAUGUGGGGCUUCAGAAAACUCAACAAUGCCUGCCAGGCACCGAAGAAGAUCAGACCUCAGAUGUGCAGGAGGGCGACUGAUGACUCUCAGAUGAUCUUUUCAUCCGCUUCGUCGUCCCACUUAUGGCAAGACCCUUCCUCAAGACCCAACCCGGGAGCCCAGGCUGCAAGACCUGAACCUCGACCUGCACCGACCAGGCCGGAGUCAGGGAGGAGACCCUCCUCGAAAUCCAUACCGGUCCAACCGAGAGAAAAGACCUCGCAGAAAACCACUCCGCCGGCACUGACACCUCCUGUGGAGAGCAACGCCAAGAGGAUGGCUCGCCGGUACUGCUGGAGGUCACUUCACGGCGUCUGCUCCUUCGUCAUUGGGUUCUUUUGAAAUUAACAUGAAAGAUUUACAGUUCUGAGGAGGAGGUCUUCUAAACAACCCUCUGAAGGCAAACUGCCGCUGAGGAGCCGGAGCGCUUCCCUCAGGAGAAGGGACGCUACUGCAGUGACCCUCAGACAAACCUUCCUCGCUGAAACUUGCAUGUAUCAUCAUCAUCAUCAUCAUCAACAUCAUCAUCAUCCACUGAAAGACAGAUUUCCAUGGUUUCAUGGUCACAGCUGUAGGAACUUCACUACCUGACUUAUUUUAGUCAGAACAAACAUUUUUGCAAUAAACUGUGCAGGUACCUCACUUCACUUGGGAGAGUUGAGUUUCACGAAUAAAGAGACGAACCUAAACAUCAAAGCCAAACUUAUUUAUCUUUGUUUGUUUACUUGUAUAUAAUAUGCAUCACUCUGUAUAACUUUGAAUAUUACAGUAUUUUCAAAACAGCAAAAAUGUGUGUACUGAUGUCUUUGACAAUUGUAAUCCAUGUGAACUUUUAUGAUGGAAUAAAUACAUUAUUCUCAA
Pleuronectes platessa (European plaice) is the source of this 1599-nucleotide messenger RNA. RefSeq names its product fibroblast growth factor binding protein 2a (gene fgfbp2a). The coding region runs from base 223 to 1080 and encodes 285 amino acids. The transcript has 2 exons. The record is from RefSeq and is a predicted model, not a curated record. Gene Ontology annotation, biological process: cell-cell signaling. Gene Ontology annotation, molecular function: growth factor binding. NCBI's taxonomy places the organism in Eukaryota, Metazoa, Chordata, Actinopteri, Pleuronectiformes, Pleuronectidae.